AUGUUGUUAAUUAUUUUUUCUCUUAUCUGUCUCAGUCAAUCAUUAUUCGCUGUUGAAUUGUUCAUCUACAAAAGUUUUACUGAAGUUCGUCAAGUUUCCAAUGGAGUCGGUGAAUACUCGUAUCAAUUUACAAAUGCUGAUUAUGGCAAUGUUAUUGAUGGAUCGAUCAGUUGGGAAGGUACACCAUUAGCUCGCCAAGAAGUCUACAAUACAGUUCAAUCACUCCAAGAUGCCAAAGUAACAGUACGAAGAUCUACAGUGUGCGCAUGUGAAACGAUUGAAGCGAAAAUUGUUGAUCCCCAGUCAAUGCUCCUCCAAAAUUUGAAAACAGGAGCAUAUUUUUAUGCUGAUAAAGAUUCAAUUGAAUAUACAUCAGUGCGACCAAACGAAGGUUCAACAACAUUAUCACUUCAAUUUCAAACUGGAACAACAGAACGCAAAGGAACAUUGUCCUAUUUAAUGAGAGGAAUCACAUGGACACCUAGUUAUGACCUGUUAUUGACAGGCAACAAUGAUUACAAACUUCGUGCCUAUGCAAAUAUUAAGAAUGGUCAACAACGAGACUAUACAGUAGACAUGACUCAUCUCUUAGGUGGUGAUGUGCAAUUAGCUACCGAUUCUCCAAGACCUAUUCAUCAUGGAUUUGAGGUUGAUAGAUUGCCUAUGAAUUUGAAACCAAUUCAACCUACUGGUGAACAAAGUGGUCUGUAUUCGUAUAUACUGAAUGACAAAUAUACACUUCGUCCAAUGAGUUCCAUUCGUUUACCAUUCAUUGAUAUUGCUGCCAAAUAUCAAUUCUAUUACAAAACAUUGACAAGCAUCAACACAGGAAUGUAUCAAGGUACCUUUGCAAGAACUUAUGAUAUCACACCUGAUCAUUUCAUGCCCGCUGGUAUUAUCACUGUUCGUGACAACCAAGUACUUGUUGGUCAAGCUAGUUUGCCAGAUGUUCCAGAAAAUUACACACAAACGUUUACUGUUGGUCAAGAUAAUGAUGUUCGCUAUUUGAUAAAAGGCAAUCUAACAUCCAAGACUGAUGACAAUGCAACAGUAGCAUUGGAGACAUAUGAAGUAGAUGUCCAAGUUAGAAACUUUAAGAACAAAAAUGUCAACACUCAACUUGUUCUCCAAGGAGGUGUUCAAAUAAUGCUUCUUGAUACAACAUGUCAGACUGCUAAUGUCCAAGGAAACCAACUCACCAUACCAGUCCAACUCGAACAAGGCGAGAAUCGUCAAUGCAAGUUUCAUGUUACAGUGAGAUUGAAUUAA
Messenger RNA from Rotaria sp. Silwood1, 1269 nucleotides. NCBI's taxonomy places the organism in Eukaryota, Metazoa, Rotifera, Eurotatoria, Philodinida, Philodinidae. The record is from the annotation of a GenBank genome assembly.